Molecule: messenger RNA, 1641 nt
Organism: Leishmania braziliensis MHOM/BR/75/M2904
Lineage: Eukaryota; Euglenozoa; Kinetoplastea; Trypanosomatida; Trypanosomatidae
Exons: 1
Coding region: 1-1641 (546 amino acids)
Molecular function (GO): protein binding
Source: RefSeq, a predicted model, not a curated record
AUGCCAGCCCAAUUCAGUGGCAGCAGUGUUGCGGUGUUUGAGCUCAAGCGAGUUGCCUCCGUGGACACCCCCCUUACCUGCAGCUGUCUGCUACCCGCCCCUCUCUUGCCCCAGAGUGAGUCUGACGGCUUGUCCGCGCAGUCUUCUGCCUCUCCAUACUGUGCUGCGGACCGGAGACCGUCGCUCUGCUUCCUCGCUGCUUCGUACGAACUGACAUCCUCCUCUCCGUUGGCUGCACUCCCCGCUGCACCAGAGGUCAGUGACGGGUCCGAGGCUGCAGGCGUGAGGCACGUUGGCGAGUGUGCUUUCUAUCAGUGCGUUGUCGCCGGGGAUGGGGAGGUGGUGGGUGAGACGGACGUUCAGGUGCAGCGUUGCACGUCGGCGCUUCCCGGUGUCUUCAGCCUUGCCUCGGCGCCCUCGUCAUUCUUCCGCACUGUAGCCCCGUUGUCUGCCGCCCACGAGCCGCCGUGCAUCAUGCUGGCGUGCACCGAUGGUAGUGUGCGAGUCCUUGACCCCAUCACGCUCAGCCCUGUAGUGGAUCCGCUACGUGACCUUCACGCGGAGAUGCUGACCAGCUGCACCGCGCUUCACUGUCCCACGCCGCACCUCUUGUGCUCAGCCCACACCGGGGCUGUAUUUCUGUACGCGAUCGCGGAGCGGCGCGUGGCGCAGGAACUGGAGGGGCACGAGUUCGACGCGUGGUGCACGGCGAUACUGCCCACUGGCGGAUGGUGGUCUGCUGCGCCAGCUUCUCCUUGGGCCAAUGGAAGCGGCGGCGACAAUGACACUGCUGGGGAGGCAGAGGCGUGUCCCAUGCCUGCCAGGGACAGCGCAAACGCGUUGCUCGCAUCUGGUGGCGACGAUGGCUACUGCAAACUGUACGAUACACGCACCAACCCCAGCCGCGCCGUUAGUCGCACACGCUUUGACACCGGCGUGGUUUCCAUUACGCCUGUGCUGGACACUCGCGGCGGCUUAUCAACUGCCCACGCUACACCGUAUCUGCUGGUGGGCACGUACGGGGAGUCCAUCUCCCUCAUCGACGUGCGCAGCAUGCGGCGUCCCGUGGCGCAGCGCGGCGGGCUUGGCGGAGGCGUGUGGCGCACCUCCCGCUGCCUUCUCCCGCUAUGGGACUCCGGGGCUGCUGUGUCAGACGGCGCCGCGACUGUGGCACAUGACGACGGUAACGUGAACCUGUCGCUGCUUCUGGCCAGCGCAAGGGCCAAUUACCGCCACAGUGAGGUGAAACGACCGUGCGCCGUGCAGAAUCUCUCCUGCGGAUGGGUCAACACCGCUAACGUUCUUGUAGUGCCGCUGAUGCAGCGCGGAGCUGCACUGCUGCCGUACGAUGUGCGAGCCUCUGCGGAGGAGGUGUUCGGGCAUGCAGAUGUGCCCCUCGCGUACUUCUAUGGUGAGGCUGUGGAGAGCGACUCAGAGGCGGCGCCUAGCGCCACACACGUACCUACGCUGACAGACAAGAUCCUGGUGUACGAUGCGGCAGUGCUGCGGCCGCUUGGUUGGUCCGACUUCCGUGGGGCGGGGGCGGCGGCGGACUGGUCGGCUGCUGUGGUGGCCACCGUUUCCUUUUACGAAAAGCGCCUCGAUGUGUGGACGGUGGCGGCAGGGCAACCGCGGGUGUGA